AUGCUGCCAGCGACUGCUGGCAAUUUGGGUCUGGGCAAAAACCUGGGCCAGCGCAGCCUGAGGGCUCGACAGUCGCGGACUUGGCCACUGCCUAGUUUACCUCGUCCAGGGGCACAGCCUCAGCGCGUUUGGCCGGUGCUGGUGGCAUGCGCUGCGCGACGGAAAGGCAAGGGCCUUCCAACCCUGAAGCAGCUGCGAGAGAAGCUGGCAGAGCUCGGACUGCCGAGCCGCGGCCGCAAAGCGGAGCUCCUGGAGCAGCUGCGGCUGGCGGUGCUUCGCGCAGAGGAGGACACCGUGGAAGUUCUGAAUGCAGAGCCUAGACGUCGCUCGAAAGGUUCAGGACCUGUGGAGGAAGUUGAGGUUCUGAAAGUUUCCGGCAGUUGGACGACAGAAGGUGCAAGUGACCCAGAUCUUGUCCGGCCGGGCGACCGCAUUUUCUUGCGUGCGCACACUGGUCGCUUCCUUGAUGUGGAAAGUGAUCAUGCGUUUGCUCGCUGGGAAGACACAGGGGACUGGCAGAGCUUGGUCAUUGAGAAGAAUCCCUUGGUGGUAGAGAGCAGCGACCCGACGAUGUUUCAGCCUGGAGAUUUGGCGUUCCUCAGGGCACACACCGGGUGCUAUCUGGACGUUCAGGAUGAGGGUCCGGUGAAGGCUCGCUGGGUAGACCUUGGCGUGUGGCAGGGCCUGGAGCUGGCAAAACGUGAGCCAGCGCCCAUCCGGGUGGGCGACACCAUCUACUUGAAGAGCCACACUGGUAUGUAUAUUGACGUGCAGGGGGAUGCCGUGCAGGCACGCUGGCCGGACCAAGGGGACUGGCAAGCGCUCACAGUGGAGCGGUGA
This is a messenger RNA of Effrenium voratum, 840 nucleotides long. NCBI's taxonomy places the organism in Eukaryota, Dinophyceae, Suessiales, Symbiodiniaceae. The record is from the annotation of a GenBank genome assembly.